UCACAUGAAAUCAUAGGUGAAGGAUUGAGCGUUUGGUUUGCCGUCGAUGCAGUCGGCUCAGAUUAAUGUUACGGUUUGGGGGGUAAGAAAAAGAGAUGGAAGGGAACAGGGACGAAGCAGAAAAAUGUAUCAAUAUAGCAACGGACGCACUCGCAGCGGGUGAUAAAGACAAGGCCGUUAAAUAUCUUAAUAAAGCGGAAAAACUGUAUCCGACCAAGAAAGCGAAAGUGCUGCUGGAUGCUCUGAUGAGGAAUGGCAGCGCUGCUGGGAAUGGCACGUACUGCAGGAGGCGGGAAGACCGCUCCGAGAGCAGCCAGUCCCAGCCGGAGAAGGGCAGCCAGGACACAGGAGGUGGAGGAGGCGCGGAGGCAGCUAAGAGCUUCAGCAGAGACCAAGUGGAGGGAGUGCAGAAGAUUAAGAAGUGCAAAGACUACUAUGAAGUGCUGGGUGUUGUUAAAGAGGCCAAUGAGGAUGACCUGAAGAAAGCCUACAGGAAGCUGGCUCUCAAGUUUCACCCAGACAAGAACCACGCCCCUGGAGCAACAGAGGCCUUCAAAAAGAUCGGCAAUGCGUAUGCGGUACUCAGCAACCCGGAGAAGAGGAGGCAGUACGACCUGACGGGUGGGGAGGAGCCCGCCAGCCAGGGCCACGGGCACGGAGGGUACGACUAUCACCAGGGGUUCGAGCCCGACAUCACGCCCGAGGACCUGUUCAACAUGUUCUUCGGGGGCGGAUUCCCCUCAUCGUCUGCGCACACUUACACCAACGGCAGAGCGCGGUUCAGCCAGCAGCAUCCCAGCCAGACCCGCCGCGAAAGGCGUGAGGAGAGAGACGGUGGCUUCUCCAUGUUCAUCCAGCUCAUGCCCAUCUUGGUGCUGAUCGUGGUGUCCAUUUUGAGUCACCUGAUGGUGUCAACUCCCCCCUACAGCCUGUACCCCCGAUCGGCCACAGGGCAGAGCGUCAAACGGCAGACGGAGAACCUCCACGUCAGUUAUUACGUCACCAGAGACUUCAAAUCAGAGUAUAAGGGCUCAGAUUUGAAGAAAAUUGAGAAGGAAGUGGAAGAGGACUAUAUCUCUAAUGUCAGGAAUAACUGCUGGAAAGAGAGACAAGCAAAAAAUGACCUGAUGUACGCCGCCAGAGUCUACAGAGAUGAUCGACUGCGCAAGAAGGCCGAGCAAAUGAACAUGGACAACUGCAAAGAGCUGGACAGAUUAAACGACCUGUACAGAGGGGGAUGAGCCUGCUCUUCCUGGAUCUUCUUUUAGAGCAUAAAUAUAUAUAUAUAUAGAAAACAAAUAGGUAUACUUUUUUUAAAAGAAUAAUAUGAACAUAGAUAUGAAGAAAAACAUGAAACAAGCCUUAUGGUGGAAGCUGCUCUCUUUUGCUCCUGACUCAUCAUAGUUCACAUAAAAUAAAUGAAAAAUUAAAAAGCUAGCUUAUGAGAAUAUGUGAACGACACCUUCUUUCUUCAUUGCUUGGAAAAGACGUUUAUUUUUCGGAGAGUCGCUCACGUGAAGAAUGUUUGCUCUCUGUGGACGGGUCUUUUGAGUUUGAUUUCUGUACCUGACUUAACAUUCUUUAGAUUCUUCCUAACACGUAAUUUUGGGUUUCGAUUGAGGUGCCGAACCCACAGCCUGGAGAGCGUUUGGACUCCUACUCCCCUCGUAGUGCAAUGCGAAAGCGCCUGUUCUGGAAGCUUCUGCUGCUGCAUACCGAUACGCAACGGUGAAGGAAUUGAAACCAGAGUUUGAAUUUGGGCCGCUAAUCUGGCCAGAGACCAUGCGCUGGAAGGCACCAAGGGUUCAUGUUUAACGAUCGAAUUCAUCAAGUCAUGUACAAAUCUUUUUUGAUUAUCGGAAGUUAUAAAGUAAUUAUGGAGAUAUCUAGAAAACAAUGCAUCUUCCAUCGCCAGAAAAGAAAAUAAUAUUUGAAUAAAGUUUAACUUAUUACUGUAAUAUGUUUUAAUUUGUUAUACUUCAUCUGAAAUGUGAUUUCUAUGUGCAUACGUAUGAAGCAUUGACCGUCAAGUAAAUCUGUUUGUAUCAUUCUGUCAUCACGUCUGUUUCUUUCUCUCCCCGUGUUCCAAAGAGUCAUUGCUCCUUAUCUUCUUGUACUUUUCAUCCUCUCAUUUUUUUCAUCCCUCUUUUUUCCACCACCAUUUCCCCCCGUUUUUGGAAAGCCCAGUCCUCACCCCUGAAGCUUGUUCAGCUAGCGAGUGUUUAUUUUCUCUUCGCAGUAGGUUCAGCAGCUGGGAUUUGUGGCUGUUGUGCUGGAGAGCUUGGGCUUGUAUCCGGGGUAUCAAACUCCAGUCCUGGAGGGCUGCAGUGUCUCCUGGUUUUUGGUGUGUUUCAGCACGAGAGAUACAUUUCAAAGUCUUUAACUGGCUAAAGAGUCCAAGCACCUUGUUCUCCAGGCCUUCAUUGGCUGCUGAUUGAAAGGAAACCACAAAUACCAGCAGACACUGUGGCCCUCCCGGACUGGAGUUUGACACCCCUGGCCUGUAUCAUGAAGCGGCCAAGUAGGUUAGCUGGCAAACAUUGGUACUGAGAUUCUGAUAAUACAAAGGUUGCUCUCCUUUGAUCAAAUUCGCCAUGGUGACUUAUGCUGCAGAGCUAAACUGCUCAGGGGCAGUUUUUCUUCAGGCUAUGUUCUGCACCAUGCAAAGUGACCGACCGCGGAAAGUUCUGCUCAGUGCGGAAAUGGCACAUGUAUCAGCUACUAAAGCUUCCCGUCUAUGCAAUGCAUGAAUGAACCCAUUCUAAAUUAAAUUGGCAAUUGCAUUUAAAGUUAAUUUGAUGUGACAAGACAAGGUGAAAAUGCCAGCUUGCAUUUUCAUUUUAAAGUUAAUGCAGACCUACGGAUUUUACCUGACAGAAAAUUUUUAUGGUAACAUUUUACUUUUCUUUUUCCAUAUACUAACCAACAUGUCACAACCCUGCUAUAAUUAAAAUGCGAGUGGAAGCCAUCAAAUCUGUAGCCUUCUAGCACUACUAACAUGAAUUAAAAUUAAUAGUAGUUUGUUUUCAAUUGUCAAAAGAGAACAAAAUGCAAUUGUAUAAUAUUUUUUAAAUAUGACCAGAUUACUAUUCCAUAGACUUACCUGUUGACGUCGGUGCAGUUUUUAAAAUGGACAAUUACUUUUUUUUUUUUAAAGGAUGAGUUUCCAUGGUUCAUGAUUGAGCAACCGCACCCAAGCCUUUAGUGAGAAAACCUCAAUCCAAAUCACAAAAGAUGUGGAUGCUAAAUGAUCUAACAAAGUUAAAUUCUUAAUUCUUAACUUCCAUCCCUCAAUAUACCUACCAAACUCAUCCAGCGAAAAAAAAGCUCUCGUGCAUAGGCCUACAGCAAACUGGUUCUCUCUGUGCCUAUGUGCGAUUGGCUCAUUGUUACAAACCCCGCCUAUUUUAUGCAAAUGUGCAGAUUGCUUCAGGCUUAGUUCCAGGGUUGGCAGGGAAAGUUUAUAAUGCCCGUUAUCCGGGAUUGCCAUGUUUAGAAUUUGUUGACCCAGCUUUCUUGGAUUUUGCUUGUCUAAGUUGAGAUACUUCCGUGAUACAGGCCCCUGCUCUUCUAGUGAGGCCUACACAGGGAAACAGCAGGAGCCUGCUGGUCCAGUGGGGGCCCUCUCCUGUGCAACAAGCCAAGGACUGUUUUUCACAUAAAGGGCGAGAAAGCAGCUUCUCAUCCCUACUGCUGGGUACCCACUGUGUAAGCUGCUUUCUGUUCAAACCAUAAUAACAAGCUGUGUAAUUAUAUUGAGCUGCUAAUUGUUCUUAAUUUGAUGCUUUUAGUCUACUGAAGGAUGAUUUGCCCCCCUGCAGCCACAUCAUGCCAGAAAUAGCUAUGUACACCCUAAAAAAAUAAUUGUCCCUUAUUCACAUCCCAGGAAUCUGUCAAAUUGUGCUUCUGUUUUUCUGUUCUGUAUGUGCUAUAUGGCAAAGAAUUCCAUUUGAAAGUGAAAUGGAAUUCUUAAUUAAAUAUUUUUGAAACUGACAAGUGAAAUCAGUUGGGUCCUAUUUGCGGAGUCUGGAAAUCGAAAAUCAUCUGUGUAAAGUGAAUGUUUUUUGCACUGUCUAAAUAAAUUCCACCGCGCAA
Conger conger (European conger) is the source of this 4095-nucleotide messenger RNA. RefSeq names its product dnaJ homolog subfamily B member 14-like. The coding region runs from base 96 to 1241 and encodes 381 amino acids. Lineage: Eukaryota; Metazoa; Chordata; Actinopteri; Anguilliformes; Congridae. Gene Ontology annotation, cellular component: endoplasmic reticulum membrane. The record is from RefSeq and is a predicted model, not a curated record. The transcript has 8 exons. Gene Ontology annotation, biological process: cellular response to misfolded protein. Gene Ontology annotation, molecular function: Hsp70 protein binding.